AAUACAGACGCUGUGUUCGUGGCCAGAGGGCCAGCCCGCGGGCGUACCUGGACUGGCCGCGGUGCAGGCGGCCCUGGAGGACAUGGGCGACAAGCCCCCCGGGUUCCGGGGCUCCCGAAACUGGAUCGGCUGUGUAGAGGCCAGCCUCUGCCUCACUCACUUCGAAGGGCCUCAGGGGCGCCUGUGCCAUGUGCCACGUGGAGCGGGGAUUCGGGGGCAAUUGGAGAGGCUCUACUCCCAUUUCUCAGGAGGUGGGGGCCCUGUGAUGGUGGGGGGGGAUGCGGACGCCCAGUCCAAGGCUUUGCUGGGAGUCUGCAUCGGGCCAGGCACGGAAGCCUAUGUCCUGGUAUUGGACCCUCACUACUGGGGCCCUCCAAAAAGCCCCAGUGAACUACAGGCUGCUGGGUGGGUGGGCUGGCGGGAGGUAAGCACAGCCUUUGACCCGAACUCCUUCUACAACCUGUGCUUGACCAGCCAUGACGCCGAAAAGCAGCAGCAUGCCCUGGACUGAGGGUAAAGGUCCCAGAACUGAGACUCGCUCCUGAUCCCAUACAUGUGCUCC
Messenger RNA from Propithecus coquereli (Coquerel's sifaka), 562 nucleotides. RefSeq names its product UFM1-specific peptidase 1 (non-functional) (gene UFSP1). The record is from RefSeq and is a predicted model, not a curated record. The coding region runs from base 83 to 511 and encodes 142 amino acids. The transcript has a single exon. NCBI's taxonomy places the organism in Eukaryota, Metazoa, Chordata, Mammalia, Primates, Indriidae.